Messenger RNA from Manis javanica (Malayan pangolin), 1384 nucleotides. RefSeq names its product natural cytotoxicity triggering receptor 3 (gene NCR3). The record is from RefSeq and is a predicted model, not a curated record. Lineage: Eukaryota; Metazoa; Chordata; Mammalia; Pholidota; Manidae. Gene Ontology annotation, biological process: positive regulation of natural killer cell mediated cytotoxicity; immune response-activating cell surface receptor signaling pathway; natural killer cell activation.
CCUGGGGAGCGGAGGGCCAGACUCUAGGAAAGGGAAUGGAUGGAGUAGGCCUGGGUGCUGUUGAGCCCAGAGGAGGGGAAGUAGGUUAGCUCUGGGCCCAAAGGGUUCCUGGCAGCUUAUUCUGGGUAAAGAGUUGGUCUUGAACCUCAGAAGGCAGGGGAACCACAUCCUGGUCUCACCCUCCUGCCUACCCACUCUAUCAUCAGGAGCCAUUUAAGCUCCACCCUCCCCCUCAAACACUUAGGCAAGCUGCCCACAUGCUGCCCCCACCACCUAGUGACCCAGAUAUCGCCAUCAGCGACAUCCUCCCUCUUCAUGGCCCCACACACCUGAGGUCCUUGGCAAGUGAUAUCUGAGCCCUGUGUUCAUAGGAAGUCCUCCCUGCCAUCUGGUGACCAAGGCCUGCUUACAAGUAGCGGGUCACUCCUCUUCCCAGACCUUACUGCUCAGGUCCCCCUCGCCAACUGGAACACCCUCUGACAUGGCCUGGAUACUGCUGCUCAUCUUUAUCUUGGUCCAUCCAGGAUCCUGUGCUCUCUGGGUGUCCCAGCCUGCUGAGAUUCAUACCCAGGAAGGCACUGCUGCCUUCUUGCCCUGCUCCUUCAAUGCCAGCCGAGGGAGACUGGCCAUUGGCUCUGUCGCAUGGUACCGGGACAAGGUGGCCCCAGGAAAGGAAGUGAAGAAUGGGACACCCGAGUUCAGGGGCCGCCUGGCCCCUCUUGCCUCUUUCCGAUUCCUCUGUGACCACCAGGCUGAGCUGCACAUCUGGAAUACCCAAGAGUGUGAUGCCGGGGUCUAUGUGUGCAAGGUGGAGGUGCUGGGCCUGGGUGUAGGAACAGGGAACGGAACUCUACUGGUGGUGGAGAAAGGACCUUCUCAGCUAGGGGACAGUACAGUCCUCCUCCUCCGGGCUGGAUUCUAUGCCUUCAGCUUUCUCUCUGUGGCCGUAAGCAGCACCAUCUAUUACCAAGGCAAAUGCCACUGUCACCUGGAAACACAUUGCCUCUCCUUGAAUGGCCUCUGAUGAGUGUGAUUCCAGACCUCAGUGAUCACAGCUCUCUUUAAGAGACUCUAAUAAAGCCCUCUCUGCCCAACCACUAACUCCUUCUUAUGAAUCUCAUGUAUUUCUUCUUCCAUUCUCCAGAUGCCCCAAUAUGCCUCUCUUGGGGUCCCCUUACUCUUAACUCUCCCUUCUACAAAGUCUGGGCUAGAAUGGUCUGAGGAGGGAGCUUCUCAGUCAUCAAGCCUAGAGCCCCCUCCCACCACCAUCCUGGGGCUCAACACACCCUCCUCGCCUGAGCCCAGGAGGCUGAGUCUCAUUUUCCUGAGAAACAGGGAGUAUCAGAUCUGAUUAGUCCUGCUUGUCAACCUUCCCAUGCCAGCC